Molecule: messenger RNA, 974 nt
Organism: Seminavis robusta
Lineage: Eukaryota; Bacillariophyta; Bacillariophyceae; Naviculales; Naviculaceae
Source: the annotation of a GenBank genome assembly
GCGAACAGAGCCGCCUAUCUCUGUCUCUCUUUGUCGUGUAUCAUCGUAAAGAAGGCUACCCACAUCUCCCUUUGACUACAAUACACUACACUACACUACAAUACACUACAAUACAAUACAAUACCAUGCUGAACCGCCAACAAGUGCAGUCGUUCAUGGCGUUUCUUCCCGACUGGUGUCGCAGCUACGCGGCGUUGCACAUGGAUACCAUUCCCAAGUUGAUCAAUCAUUUGUUGGUAUUGAUGGGCUUUUGCAAUUUCAUGAUGUUUCUGGGCUCUUGGAGUACCGUGAUGCUGCCCGAUAUGGGAUUGAAUACUCCUCUGAUUGCGUUCUUGUUGUGUUGUCAGAAUGCUUGUCUCUGGAUGGUAUUCCAUUCGACCAAUAGUGUUCAAUAUUAUUUGCAGCCUACCGAAUUCAUGGUGGGCAACUGUCUGGGCAUUACGAUUGGAUCGGCCUUGUUGGCCAUGGUCUUUUCCAAUUAUUUCCGCAAUAUCAGUCGCUGCGAUGUGGCGCAAGGACAUCCCGUCUUUGAAUAUUUCUGUGGCAAUCCACGACAAAAGGCCAAAUUGGCGUCGGUCAGUUUUUGGAGUGGAUUGGUCUUUUGGCUGGAAUUCUUGGUCUCUAUACUCAUUGCCAUGGGAAAACAAGAAUUAAUUCAAGUGGGAUCCCAAAAUACCAUGUACGAACAUAUCGAUGGACGAUUUUCCGAAUACAGCACGCAACAGCAACCACAGCAACACCAACAACAGUCACCACAAGAACCACAAUCCUCUGCUGCUGGAUUCUUGGGAACCUUUGCCGGGUCUUCCUUUCAAGGAUCAGCCUACUCGACCGUGCCAGAUAUCAAUACCAAUCCUGCACCAUCUGUUGCAUCUACUGGUGGCUACCAUAAUAGUGGAAGCGCCACAAAUAAUCAGCAGGCAGCAUCACCACAAUCAUCCGCAACUAUAAACAAUCCACUGGGGAAUGUAUAG